Messenger RNA from Branchiostoma belcheri (Belcher's lancelet), 1490 nucleotides. Its product is annotated as SPARC-like. Gene Ontology annotation, biological process: anatomical structure development. Gene Ontology annotation, molecular function: collagen binding; protein binding; extracellular matrix binding. The transcript has 8 exons. NCBI's taxonomy places the organism in Eukaryota, Metazoa, Chordata, Leptocardii, Amphioxiformes, Branchiostomatidae. The record is from RefSeq and is a predicted model, not a curated record. The coding region runs from base 161 to 1066 and encodes 301 amino acids.
GGAGAUGGAAUGAUCUCGAUUAAGAAAGACCAGCAGUGGAAUUUCACUAAGCUGUGGCAGUCUGGUCAGAACCUCAAGACACAAUCCAGAGGAAGGAGGCCUGUGUUGACGUGGCAAGCUGACUGUUGUUUGGUUAAGGUGUCAGAUAUAGAUUGUCACGAUGAAGUUCUGGGCAGUACUUCUUUUGGGUGUCCUGGUUGGAGGAGCUUUGGCUGCAAAGGAUAUUGAGGAUGAGCCAACUGAGGAGCAGAUGGAUGAGGCCGAUGAUGUCCUGGAGGCUCUAGGAAAGGAUGAGGAGAAGGAGGUUGAAGCAGAGGAGGAAGAUGAGGAAGAGGAUGAGGAAGAGGGAAUACUUGAGAAACACCCCUGUUUUGACAAGAAGUGCAAGCGUGGUGAGGUGUGUGACCUUGAUGAGAAGCUGAAGCCCAUCUGUGUCUGCGCCAAGAAGUGCCCUGAACCAGAGGACCCUGCCCUGUCUGUCUGCUCCACUGCCAACAAGACUUAUGCCUCUGAGUGCCACCUCUUCAAGCAGAAAUGUGACCUGAAGAGCAGUGAAGACGGCAAGAGGGUGAGGAUCCAUCUGGACUACUACGGCCCCUGCAAGCUGAUUGAGGAGUGUCUGGAGGAGGAGCUGGCUGAGUUCCCCCUGAGGAUGAGGGACUGGCUCAAGAACGUCCUGGUCCAGCGCAUGUCACUGGAACUGCUGACAGACAAGGAGAUGUUCCACGCCAAGAAGAUCUACGAGGACGAGCGACGCCUGAAGAAGCGUGCCGAUGGCGGAGACUGGGAGGCAGAGAUCCUGCUGCGUGACUUCCGCAAGAACUACGCUCACUACGUCUACCCCAUCCACUGGAUGUUCUCUAAGCUGGACCAGCACCCCAAGGACAGGUAUCUGACUCACGCUGAGCUGGCUCCCCUGCGCGCUCCCCUGGUACCCAUGGAGCACUGCACAACCACCUUCUUCAAGACAUGUGAUGACGACGGAGACAAGAGAAUCUCCCUGUAUGAGUGGGGAGCCUGUCUGGAGCUGAAGGAAGAGGACAUCAAGCAGUACCUGAUUGACUAAGAAGGGUCCAGCAGUUAAUUUACAACUGAUACAACUUGGGAAUAAAUAUGGUGCUACUGGUCAUUGGAACAAUUGGAUACUGAAAUCUAUGACUCCAAGUAGAUGUAUACUUUGGUAGCAGAGUUCUAGACAUACUAGUAAUGUAUUUUCUCCUAUAUAUUUCUCUAUUUUAUACUAUGUGUAACAACAGCAAAUAAUGCUUAUAACAGCUGUAAAUGAUGUAUGACAAAUGUAUAAUGUCCGUGCCACAUGCAUGCACUCGUGUAAGAACUACAUGUACAGUGUAUAUUGGUGGCAUUAUCUUAACUUAAUAAGCUUGCGGGUGAAAUCUGGAAUUUUCUUCUGAUCUCUACUCAUUCCUUACGACCAGCCUCUUCCUCUUUACCGACUGUUUUUUAAAAUAAAUUUGAGCAAAUUCAAUUCU